AUGUCGUCGGCCCAGGCCCAGGAGCAAUCGCGGACGCCAGCCCGCAAGAGGGAGCAUGUGCACUACCCAUUCUGGUUCGGCGGGAGCGCAAGCUGUUUCGCCGCCUGCGUAACACAUCCUCUCGAUCUUGUAAAGGUCCGACUGCAGACUCGUACGGGCAAUGCGCCUACAUCCAUGAUCGGCACCUUCGCGCAUGUUUUCAAGCACGAUGGCAUUGUCGGUCUCUACCGCGGGCUCAGCGCCUCCCUGCUGCGGCAGAUCACUUACUCAACCACGCGCUUCGGCAUCUACGAGGAGAUCAAGUCCCGACUUACCACCUCGACCUCUAGCCCGGGUCUCCUGACCCUGAUCGCGAUGGCUUCGACGUCCGGCUUCAUAGGCGGCGUAGCGGGAAACCCGGCAGACGUGUUGAACGUGCGGAUGCAGCACGACGCCGCCCUCCCCCCGGAGAAGAGACGGAAUUACAAAAACGCAAUCGACGGCCUGAUCCGCAUGUCGAGGGAGGAAGGCUUCAAAUCGCUCUUCCGCGGCGUGUGGCCGAAUAGCAUGAGAGCCGUGCUCAUGACGGCUUCGCAGCUUGCUUCCUACGACGAGUUCAAGCGCCUCCUGCUGCACCAUACACCGUUGGAGGACGGGCUGACGACGCACUUCUCGGCGUCUUUCCUGGCAGGGUUCGUGGCCACGACUGUCUGCAGCCCCGUCGAUGUCAUCAAGACCCGCAUCAUGAGCUCACACGAGACGAAAGGCCUGGUGAAGCUCCUGGCGGACGUGUAUAAACACGAGGGUGUGGCGUGGAUGUUCCGGGGGUGGGUGCCGAGUUUCAUCCGCUUGGGCCCGCACACGAUUGCGACGUUCGUGUUCUUGGAAGAGCAUAAGAAGAUCUAUCGAAAGCUGAAGGGCAUAAGUGCCCCGGAUGAUGUGGUUUGA
This is a messenger RNA of Amorphotheca resinae ATCC 22711, 927 nucleotides long. RefSeq lists its product as hypothetical. Gene Ontology annotation, biological process: mitochondrial transport; thiosulfate transport; oxaloacetate transport. Bases 1 to 927 code for a protein of 308 amino acids. Gene Ontology annotation, molecular function: antiporter activity; thiosulfate transmembrane transporter activity; oxaloacetate transmembrane transporter activity. The record is from RefSeq and is a predicted model, not a curated record. NCBI's taxonomy places the organism in Eukaryota, Fungi, Ascomycota, Leotiomycetes, Helotiales, Amorphothecaceae. The transcript is spliced from 3 exons. Gene Ontology annotation, cellular component: mitochondrial membrane.